CAUGGAUUUCGUUCGCCCUCGGUUCGAAAGCUAUUCCAGCCAGGACUAUGCUUGGGGUAAACUCUUUGCUGGCUAUGACUUUCCAGUUCGCAUGGAUUUCGUUCGCCCUCGGUUCGAAAGCUAUUCCAGCCAGGACUAUGCUUGGGGUGAACUCUUUGCUGGCUAUGACUUUCCAAUUCGGUAAUAUCAUCCGAAAUCUGCCUCGAGUGUCCUACGUUAAGGCUAUAGAUGUCUGGAUGCUAUCCUGCAUGACGUUUGUGUUCUGUUCACUUCUCGAAUUGGCCUGGGUAGGAUACCUAUCUCGAGAAGAAGAAUAUAGCCCACCACCAUCGGCAGCACCAAUACCCAGCAAAGCUCUGCCGAUUCCUCCUUUAACAUCGAAUAAAACCACACCAGUAGCUCCACCAACUCCCAGUCACCAGGUUCAUAGUGCAAUGAGCACUCUGCACAGAAGAAAUCCAGCUCACGAGGAGGAAUCGGCGUUGAUCUCCUUGCGCGACAACGACUACGGCUACAUUCCACCUGGAUUUGGGCUUAAUGGGAAUAUUGCCAACGCUGUACGAUCUUUGGGGGCCAGCAUAGAAGAAGAUGUUGGCGAUGGAUAUGCUUAUCUCUAUCACAAUGGCAUAAUUUUAGUGUUAAAUAUAAUGUGAUA
Strongylus vulgaris is the source of this 655-nucleotide messenger RNA. The record is from the annotation of a GenBank genome assembly. Lineage: Eukaryota; Metazoa; Nematoda; Chromadorea; Rhabditida; Strongylidae.